AUGACUACGCAGGCGCCUUUUCUUCCUUCGACGUCAACUCCUCAGUGGGAGCCGCGCAGGAGCAGCCCCAGCACUGGCUUUGUGACCCCGCCUAGAUUCCAACAAUUGCAAGCUCAGGCUGCCCAAUCACUCGCUCAGCAGCCAGCCCAAAAUCACCUUCAAUUUCCCUCAUCUAAUCACCCUUCUCCCGCCAACAACUUUUCCACCGACUCAUCCUCGGACAUGCCACCUCACACACGUUCCCCAUCUUUCUUCUCGCCAUUUCGCCGGCAGUCGAACGAGUCCCAGCCGAACAUCAAUCAACGUGCAACCUCAACUAAUGGCGGAACGAACCUAAAUGCCCCAACUUCGCAGCAGCAAAACGCGCCAAGCACCCCGAUGCAGCAAGUACAGCCUCCUCCGCAAACCAAUUUGUAUGGGCAGCAGCAACAAACGCCACAGCAGCAAAUACCACCGAAUUCGCAACCUGCGAUGGGCCAACAACAAGGUGCUAUGGGGCGAACAACUACUGAUGUUCAACCUCCACCGACCGCCCCUUCACCAUCAAAAACACAACCUCCAGCCCCCUUACAUCCUGAAAUACGCUCAGUUGUUCAACUUACCAUCGCCCACGCACAGAAGAUAUAUUUCUCUGGGCCUCUCGUUCGGCGGAUAGAACGCCAGGCUGAUGGACAGCGGCCCACAAAGGACGAAGGUUGGGUUGACGUCUGGGCGCAGUUGGGUGGCACGACGCUCAGUGUUUGGGACAUGAAAGAGAUACAGGAAGCGAGCAAGCAGGGAAGGGAGGUCCCUCCUACGUAUGUGAAUGUAAUGGAUGCUUUUGUUCAAGUCCUAGGUUCAGUGACCGUCCCGGCCACUGCUACCUCUGGCCCCAAGCGAUACACGAACGUAUUAACUCUCAAUACUGCUGGGUCAAAUCUCCUUCUCUUCUCAUGUCCUUCUACAAAUGCUCUCAUUUCAUGGGCUGCCGCACUCCGAUUGUCCGCUUGGGAAAAGUCGCGCUUAGAAGAGAUAUACACGGCUCAUCUAAUAAGAAUCACGCUCAGUGCUCGUGAUACACCAACAACGCUCGUGCGGGGCCGCAUGGAGGGUUGGGCGCGGAUACGCAUUGCGGGACAAACUGACUGGAAACGAGUCUGGAUGGUGGUCAGUGCCUCGGUGGACGGCGCUGAGGGAUCAGCCUCACCACCUGUUUCCAACCCAACAUUGAAGAAGAAGAGAAUGUCAAAUCUGUUCUCGCGUGAUCAGAGCCAGCCUCAACCAACUGGCCCUACCAAAGCAUCGAUGUCGAUGUACUUGUCUCCCAAACCUAAGGACAGGAAGAGAGCGCUCCUCACAGUCACUGAUAUCACACAAGUGUUUUCUGUGUAUCCUGAACGACCCGAAUUGAUCAGCCGGAGUACACUGAUCAAGGUGGAAGGUCUCUUAGGAGACGAGGAAAUCGCUGCAGGGAUGAGGUCGCGAGAGGGUUGGCUAUUGGUUAUGCCAGAGUUGGAUCCAAGUGGUGGUCAAGCAGCUGAAAUGCUCAAGUGGAUCGUGGCUAUGCACGAUGCUUUCAGCCUGUAUGGACGACCAAAGGGAUGGACUUGGGAUCCACGAGAUCGGACCUCUUUGAUGUUUGCGUAUCCCGUUGGUCCACAGAAAGAAUCCUUAUUCCUGGAGCGCGAAUUGGUGGAAUCCUUGGAUCCAAGAGACGAUCGCACAUCUGUUAUAAGAUCCCGCCUGAUUGAUCUGCUGGUUGAACAUAUGCACCCUGCUGUCCAAGCUGUCCCACAACGCCCGGCGGCGCAGCAAAGCUCCGCUGACACCCCUCCAUCCCUUCCUCCCAUUGGUGGUGCUGGUGGAAAUGGUUUUGGUAUAUCAAGCGUGGGUGGGACACCCCCGAUGUCUACCACACCGACAAAUUCCGGGACGUCCCUUCAACCACAACCAGGGACUGUUCCAACAGGCCCCCAACUUCCGCCACUAAACUUUAAUGGAACGCCCCCUGCGCAAGAACGUCUGAAUGUGGCAUCAAUUCCAGUGGACACCAGUGUUACUCGCGCGUUAUUGGCGGGCACCUCAAACCCACCCAAUGCAGCGAAACCAUCUGAGAAUGGACCAUCUUCUGCGCAGAGUAAUGGGCCUACCCAGCCUCCAGACAACGGGCUCUCCUCACAACCUCCCAGUAACGUAUCACCCGUGCAACUUCUAAAUAAUGGACCAUCCGCGCAAUCCCUAAACAACGGACCCCAACAACACCAGAGCAACCAACCUUCCAGUCAGACGCAAAACAACGGAGCUCCUGCGGUGCCGGAGAAACCAGCAAGUCCCCAAUCACCCACCUUCGACCAGCCGAUGUCGAAUAGUCCUCAGUCAAUGAACUCUGCGCUAUCUUUGCCUUCACCUAAAACCGGGCUUCCUCCGCUUUCCGGAACCACACUCGCCAGUACGAGCAGUGGUCGACCAAGCAUGCAAUCUUCGAAUAGCCUAGACAAACCAGGGCUACCAUCGCUGCCUCAGGGUUAUAAUAAACCUCUGGAAAAAAUGUCAAUAGGCAGUGUGGCCAGUGUUUCCAACAUUGCCCCGACGACGCCACUCUCUCCCAACCGGCUGGGGCAGACAAAUCCCUUCGCGGCGCCACAACCACGGAUGGCGACUAGCCCCAGCGCUAUCCCUCCUCGUUUUAUCGCAGAACAGACCCGUGCCAAGACUCAAGAUAGUUUCGGAAGCGAUAGUAUUUCUGCAUAUUCGUCUGAUUCCAGGUUGGAGACGCAGCCCAACGCUGCACCUCAGCGUGAAAGCCCAGAAGCAUCAUGGCAGCAGCCUUCAUCACCACCCGAAAACGACUUUACUACUGAGGCUGGUGCCCUUUACUACAUGCAGCAAGCCGAUAGCGCAUCAAGUAGCAAAAUUCAGGCCACGAAAUCAGCAGAGGAAGAUGACGACUAUUCGUCUUCGGACCAUGGAUCCGGUACCCCGGCCGGCAGGAGUUCUAUUAAUAACCAACAACCGCCGGCCCGGCGGAACACUCCGAUGUCUUUUGCCAACGAGCCCUCUGCCAGCAAUCCAGCUGGCACAUUUGGCACCGAUCGAGUUAGCUCAGCGCGGUCAGUUCUUGGACGUAAACCAUCAGGUGCACGUGCUCCACCAGCCAUGCGUAUGUACGCCGGUGAUUCCGUUUCUUCCUCUCUGCGCGUCAACGAAGAAGAGUCAGAACACGAAGAAAACAUGGAUACACGCAAUGAAGCUCCCUCCAACAUGCAACGUUCAGGGUCUUUCGAGGACCCAAAUGCAGAGGUCCUUGCUGUGCUCUCCUACCUUGACGUCGACGACGCUCCGUCAGCCUCCACAUCCCUCCAAAAAGUCGAACCUCUCAAAGUUCGUGACCGGACUGGAACGUCGCCUCCACCUGUUUCAGCCCCACCCCAAGCGACAUCGACGGACUCAGGGCCACCCUUUAAGUCAUCGUUCGCCCCUUCAAAACAAGCUGCUGAAAGGAAGGCCAAAGUACAAGCUCAACAGGCUGCUCACCAAGCUGCUAAACAUAAACCGGGGAGGAACGGGAAGCGAAAAUCGAAAUACGCAGGGGCAUGGAAUGAGAGUACGGAUGAGGAGGAGGAGGAGGAAGAAGAGGAGGAUGACGCAGAUUCGGAUGGGGAACCGGUUAUGACGCGAGGACAAAGUACACCCUCUUCUUCUUCUGCACCCUCCAUCAAGCCCCCUCAAAACCAAGGCGGUCACGGUGACUAUGGUCAACCUGAAGCACCGCAGACGUAUUCGCAUCUGAGACCUCCAAGAACACUGCCACAGAUACCUGGCGGUCGGCCUCCUCCUGAUGACUACCAUCAUCACCAACCUCAACCUCGACGUGCAGGAACUGAUCCAUAUAUAGAGUCUGGGCGGCGCACAUACUAUGAGGAGAAUCCACAAAUUAGGUCCCAAGCGGAAUACCCUCAACCGGGCGCUGCUCGUCAGUCAAUGUGGAGUCAGGUAUUGGAACCUUCCGGACGUCAGCAGGUGAAUCAAAAUGAACCGCGCGACACUUUCGUGCAGCUCGAGCCCUCUGAAACUAUGACAAAAGCAUUCACGCCUCAGGGCUUGCUCUCUGCUGGUAUCCAGGACAAACAAGAUAGGUCGGCGAAAAGACAAGAGGAACUCGCUCGCGAGACUGGUGCUUCCCUCAUUAACGUUCCCAACAAACCACCUCCACCUCAAACUGGGUUACUUGGCGCAAUCACUGCUCACGAACGCGAACGUAAACGUGAAGGAGGCGUGGGUGCCGCACUCACGGAACGUGAGCGAGAAAAACGAGUAGCGGAGGAGCGGCAGAGGCGAUUUGAUGAACAACAGCGCCAGGCUUUGGAUCAAAUGGCACAGGGCGGAUCGAUGUACGGAGGUCAAUUUGGUUACAAUCCCAUGAUGGCGAAUCCGAUGAUGAUGGGAAUGAACCCGAUGAUGGGCAUGAAUCCAAUGAUGACGGGUGGGAUGAACCCCAUGGCACCCAUGAUGACGGGAGCGGGUGGGUUAAAUCCUAUGAUGACGGGCGGGGGUGGGUUAAAUCCUAUGAUGACGGGCGGGGGUGGGUUAAAUCCUAUGAUGACAGGUGGAGCGAUGGGCCAGAUGAAUCCGAUGAUGACUGGUCAAAUGGGAUUCCCUGGGAUGAUGCCUGGGUUCAACCCUCAACACAUGUUUGCGGCACAACAGGCGGCGCAGGCAUACCAGCAAGCUAUGAUGGCUUUCUCUGUUGCUGGCUCUCAAGUUGGUGGAGAUGGCGGUGCAGAAGGCCAACAACAAAUGCUCAACCCCAAUAUGACGGGUGGUGGGAUGAGCAUGGCUGGGUUUGACCCUCGAAUGUCGAUGAUGGGUAUGCAGAUGAUGGGUGCCCCGCAAAUGGGCGCGCCGAUGAUGGGUGCUCCGCAAAUGGGUAACCCCGCGCCGCUGGGGAUGCAAAUGACAGGUAUGUCUGGCUUCGACGCGCGGUUCUCGCCAGGUCAGACCAACCAAGCUCCAAAUCUGAACGAAUCCAACCUUCUUCCGCCUAAUCAAAAUCAAGGCCAACUGUCUUCUCGCACGAGUUCACCAGCUGGUCGGGGAUCACCACUGGUUCGAGGUGAUGGGCAAUUUGACACUGUCCGCCCUGCACGCCCUGCUACCCCAAAACACUAG
This is a messenger RNA of Laccaria bicolor S238N-H82, 5148 nucleotides long. RefSeq lists its product as uncharacterized. Lineage: Eukaryota; Fungi; Basidiomycota; Agaricomycetes; Agaricales; Hydnangiaceae. The record is from RefSeq and is a predicted model, not a curated record. The coding region runs from base 1 to 5148 and encodes 1715 amino acids. Gene Ontology annotation, biological process: termination of RNA polymerase II transcription. The transcript has 6 exons. Gene Ontology annotation, cellular component: mRNA cleavage factor complex; cytoplasm. Gene Ontology annotation, molecular function: RNA polymerase II complex binding; mRNA binding.